This is a messenger RNA of Oncorhynchus tshawytscha (Chinook salmon), 2660 nucleotides long. RefSeq names its product polypeptide N-acetylgalactosaminyltransferase 18. The transcript is spliced from 11 exons. Lineage: Eukaryota; Metazoa; Chordata; Actinopteri; Salmoniformes; Salmonidae. The record is from RefSeq and is a predicted model, not a curated record. Gene Ontology annotation, cellular component: Golgi apparatus. The coding region runs from base 292 to 2127 and encodes 611 amino acids.
AAUUAUGGAGAACACGCCUCCCAUGCUACAAUUGGAUAGUGUAAUGAUCGGAUAUGCACUGUACAUUUCCGGAGGAUUUCAUUGGCCGCCAGCUCUACGAUUACUUUGUAGCAGCGGAUUUCAGCUGGUGCCCGGUACGGUAUAGUAUAGUGCAUCUACGAAUUUACGUUUCUGUCAAUCUCAGCAGGCUAUAAUCCUGGAUGAUCUGAAACUACGGAACUGUCAUUUAGUUUUGUGAGUUUUUUUAUAUUGCGUUUGUAUACGCAUUGGACCGUAUGGAGGGAUGUCGCGAUGAUGGUCUGCUCUAGGAGAACCAAAACUUUGGUGUCGACAUGCGUAAUUUUGAGUGGCAUGACCAAUAUUGUCUGUCUUCUCUACGUCGGCUGGAUCACUAAUUAUGUGGCCAAUGUGAACACCAAAGUCUCAGAGACAGAACCGGAGAGAAAGUUUGAAGAUGACAACAAGGGAGAAACUCUGAAGAUUAUAGAGAGACUGGACCGACUGGAAAAUGUGGUCAACCAACACAUCCAAGAGGUGCCCCAGAAGGGUAGUGAUGAAAAAGUAGUGGAGUCCCUCUCAGACUCCUCCCUGUUUGUCCACUGGGGUCAUGACCUUGGUCCUGAGAGUCGCCGUGUGGCGCUGAAGAAGUUCCAGUACUACGGCUACAACGGUUACCUCAGUGACCGCCUCUCUCUGGCCAGACCCAUCCCCGACCUCAGACCCGAUGGGUGCAGAAACAUGUCGUACCCCACCAAUCUCCCACAAGUAAGUAUCAUAUUUAUCUUUGUGAAUGAGGCCCUGUCGGUCAUCCUACGCUCCAUCCACACAGCCAUGAACAGGACUCCCUCCCACCUCCUCAAGGAGAUCAUCCUGGUCGACGACAACAGCAACAAUGCUGAGCUGAAGGAGAACCUGCAAAACUUUGUGAAGGAAACCAACUCCCAGCGGCCAGACUUCAUCAAGGUGGUCCGCCACGACAAGCAGGAGGGGCUGAUCCGCUCCCGGGUCAGUGGGUGGAGGGCCGCCAGCGCCCCCGUCGUGGCCCUGUUCGAUGCCCACGUGGAGUUCAACAUUGGAUGGGCCGAGCCAAUUCUUCUCAGGAUCAAGGAAGACAGAACGCGCAUCGUCUCGCCGUCGUUUGACAACAUCAAGUAUGACACGUUUGAGAUCGAGGAGUAUCCGCUGUCUGCUCAGGGCUUCGACUGGGAGCUGUGGUGUCGCUACCUGAACCCGCCCAAAGUCUGGUGGACCCAGUACAAUCACACCGCCCCUAUCAGGAGCCCAGCUCUUAUUGGCUGUUUUGUGGUGGACAGGAAGUACUUUGAGGAGAUUGGCCUAUUGGAUGAGGGAAUGGAGAUCUAUGGUGGAGAAAAUGUGGAGCUUGGCAUCAGGGUAUGGCAGUGUGGGGGCAGUGUGGAGGUCCUACCCUGUUCUCGGAUAGCCCAUAUCGAGCGUGCUCACAAGCCCUACACUCAAGAUCUGACUGCUCAUGUGCGGCGGAAUGCGCUGAGGGUGGCCGAGGUGUGGAUGGACGAAUACAAGAACCACGUUUACAUGGCCUGGAACAUUCCUCCGCAGGACUCAGGGAUUGACAUAGGGGACCUCACGGAGAGGAAGGCUUUGAGGAACAGACUGCAGUGUAAAUCUUUCAGGUGGUUCUUGGCCAACAUCUACUCUGAGAUGAGAACCUACAGUGACACUGUUGCUUAUGGAGUGGUAAAGAACAUGCUGAGGAAUGACCUGUGUCUAGACCAGGGGCCUGACUCGGACAACAUCCCCAUCCUGUACCUCUGCCAUGGGAUGACACCACAGAACGUGUACUACACAAACUCACAUCAGCUUCACCUGGGGGUCCUGAGCCCCACCAUCGACGACGAUGACAACAAGUGCCUGGUGGAUGUGAACAACCGGCCGCGGCUCCUGGAGUGCAGCUACGCCACAGCCAAGCGCAUGAAGCUCGCCUGGCUGUUUACUCAGGGAGGCUCCAUAGAAAACAUGAAUUCCAAACGUUGCCUGGAGCUGGUAGAGAACGGCGAAACGGAGUUUGGCUACCAGCUGGCCAUACAGAAGUGCUCUGGUCAGAAAUGGACAAUCACCAACCUACUGUCAACCUACACUCUCCAAUGAGGGGAUCCUGAGUCCUGCAGGGGAAAGAGCUGCCCAUGGUGAACACUGGACCUGUGACUGACAGACAUAGAAGCUUUGCUUCUUUAAAAAUCUAUUUAUUGAGGCAAUAAUUGAAUUAUGAGUAUGCUGACACUUUUAGUACCUUGAUGUCUCUUAGACUCAAAGACAUCAUUUGAUAAAUGUAAACAAUGUCCUUUGUUAAUAUAUGGGAUUGAACUGGCAGACUUGGGUCUAUAGUGAGACUUACAUGUUUCAAUGUAUUUUGAGCAGAUUGUCUUUCGUCACACUGAAUUCAGGCUUGCGUUGGCUCUAAUAUACAUUGUAAUUUAUGCUACUGUGUAGCAUGUUUUUGAAAAACCUUUGUUAUUCUUGUUUGGUUUGUUUCUCAGGUUUGUAGAUUGAAUGUUAUUAUGAAAUCAAGUCGGUGGUUUCAAAGAACUGUUGCCAAUAUGUUGGGAGAAUAUACAAGCUAUUUUAUAAGUGUAUACUGGAUAUUUAUAAAAACCUACAGUAAAAAUGCUGAUGACAAUUCA